Gregarina niphandrodes is the source of this 1632-nucleotide messenger RNA. Its product is annotated as putative adaptor complexes medium subunit family protein. Lineage: Eukaryota; Apicomplexa; Conoidasida; Eugregarinorida; Gregarinidae. The record is from RefSeq and is a predicted model, not a curated record. The transcript has 2 exons. The coding region runs from base 1 to 1632 and encodes 543 amino acids. Gene Ontology annotation, biological process: Golgi to lysosome transport; protein targeting. Gene Ontology annotation, cellular component: trans-Golgi network; cytoplasmic vesicle; clathrin adaptor complex.
AUGAUUGACUCACUCUUUGUUAUCGGGCCCCGCGGUGAUGCCAUUCUUCAGCGCACCUUUCGCAAAAGGCAUAUCAAGAACAUUGGGGAGCUGCUACUGAAAUAUAUACGGAGGUUGGGCCCGUCAGGUGGUCCGGUGUUGAAUAUAACAGAGUGUGACACGACGUUUACGUAUUUGAAGAGGAGUGGUUUGUACUUUGUAUUGUCGAUGGGUAACGUGGCAGUACCAUUGUCAGUAUGUGUAGACUUACUGGAGGGUUUGGUUAUGAUGAUUAAGGAUGUGUGCGGUGUGUUGAAUGAGGACAAUUUGAGGCGAAAUUUUCUGUUGUUGAAUGAGAUAGUGGAUGAGAUGUUCGACUACGGUAUUCCGGUGGUGCAGAAUACCCAACAGUUGACGAGUUCGCUGUGUUGCCAAGCUAUCUCGGGUGGUGUGCAGUCGGCGGGUCUCUCCAGCGGCGACGUAGUUUCGAGGAUAUCGGAUGCGGCGGGGUUCGCGUUGACGACCUUUGCCGAUCACGUGAGUAGUAUUACGAGCAAGAGUUUAAGUGUAGCUAAUCAGCUGGGAAGCCAGGGUUCCAGUCUUGGUAGUGGCGUUCUCGGUCGCAGUGGCAGCUCUCUCGGCGGCAGCGCCACGGUUGGUGGCAAUGCACUUGGCCGUUGCCAGUCGGGUUCUGGCGGUCAGAUGGAGGGUAUUACAGGCUUCGGUAAUGUGAAUUUUGGUAAGGGUGCAACUGGCGGUGGUCCGGGACCGCGUACGGUGCCAUCUAACGCGAGUCAGAUCCCGAUCAACAAGCAGGGUAGCGCGGUUCUGUUCAUUGACAUCAUCGACCGCUUAAAUGCAGAGGUGCGAGCCACGGAUGGGUUCGUCAUCCGUAGCAGUUUGGACGGUACGAUCAUGGUCAAGUCAUAUCUGAGUACACCGCUGAAACUGAAGAUGGGACUGAACGAGGACAUGUUCAUCGACAACGAGUUUUAUUAUCAGCCACCACGCCGCGUUCGACCAGAGGAGUGCACGGUGGUGCUAGACGACUGUGUGUUCGACGAGUGUGUGGAUCCCGAGGGACUCAGUGAGCAGAGCGCCCUCGUCUUCACGCCACCCCAGGGUGAGUUCUUGUUGAUGAAAUACCGCGCGCAAAAGUACGUGCUCCCUUUCCUCCUUACCGCAAGUUGCACUGUACUCGCACCCGACCGAGUCGAAGUCGUUGGCAGGAUCACGCAACAAUCACCUGGCAGUCAUGCCAUUGGUAUGAACGGCGCCAUCUCCGUCGCCAUGGACACGCCCGUCUACGCCACCGUCACCAACGUCGCUCUACUCAACCCAACCGCUGAUAAAAAACAGAAAGUCUGCAUAGACAAAAAAAGGGUAGUCUGGAACACACGUCAGGCCAUCGACUUCUCCCACGAUCUCGGAUUCUCCGCCAAACUCACUUUUAGUGCACACAACACCCCCGCACCCCUCCUAGCCGCCCUCAGACGAAACGAUCUCAAUACACUGCACCAAUACCUCUGCCCCUUCGUCGUCUCAUUCGAACUACCCAUGCACAGCAGCUCCAGACUCCAGGUAAGGAAAUUUGUCUCUCCCCUUUGCUUCCCUCCGCGUUGCGCCUUGUUGACACCAUGUAUAAAUUCUUAA